This is a messenger RNA of Pseudophryne corroboree (corroboree frog), 6593 nucleotides long. RefSeq names its product leucine zipper protein 1 (gene LUZP1). The transcript has 6 exons. The record is from RefSeq and is a predicted model, not a curated record. NCBI's taxonomy places the organism in Eukaryota, Metazoa, Chordata, Amphibia, Anura, Myobatrachidae. Bases 861 to 4046 code for a protein of 1061 amino acids. Gene Ontology annotation, biological process: neural fold bending.
GUAAUAUAACGAGGUUGUCCCGAUGAGCCCUGCUCGUUACCAGGUUCCCGCUCUCUUCCUAUGUGCUACACACUGGUGUUCUGCCUCCGUGUCCUGCUCCCCUUCCUUCCCGGCCUGUCUAUGUGUCACCUCCUCCUCCUCCUCUCCCCCCGUUUCUCGCACGGAACAGUCUCGUGUUUCUCUCCCCGCACUGCCCCCCUCCUCCUGUCCGUGCCUCAUUUCCCUGUCUCCCCGGCCGCCGCCGGUCUAUCCCUUCCCCUGGGCUCCCCAGAACUCCGCCUUUGCUGAGUAAAGCCGAAAAGUCGGCCCAGCCUCUCCUUAUAUGGCCGAGGAGUGACGGCAGCAGAGUGGAGGCUGGUCCUGGGGAAGGGAAGCCCACCUUGCAUUGUUACUAUCCCUCGCCUGGAAUGUGAUGCCUGAGCCCCGCACUGCAGGGAAGGGAAGGGGGAGAGGAAGCUGCCGCGGCCAGGGACUGUACACGCGCUGUACCCUCUGCUGCCCUGGGAUCUGCUGUUGAUCUCUCCAUGGCAAGUGGCCAGGGGCGUAAGUUCAUACCAGAGGGACCGAGGUGAAAAAUAAGGUGGAAUCUCCCCCCCACAGUGGCUCUCGCUUGCACAUGUGAUGACGUCCCAGCUACUUGCCAAUGGUAGAGAUGCAGAGAUCAACUGAUGUGUAUAAAAGAAGCUUGUGACAGCAGUCUACUCUUAUCUGGAAUGUAUAAAGCUUGACAGGUUAAGAUGGUCUCUGGAUGUCAUACAAGCUGUUCUCAUCAGGAAGAAAAAGGAUAAUUGUGGAGCUCUUGAAAACAUAAACUAAACUAUUGAGGACUCUUACAAGGCUCAUCAAAAUAUUGUACAAAAAUGGAGCAUUCAAGUCGUCAUUUGCGGUUUAAGUUGCAAAGUCUUGGGCGUCGUUUGGAUGACCUGGAAGAAGCAACAAAAAACCUACAAAAAGCAGAAGAUGAAGUUCUUGAUCUCCAGGAUAAAAUUAUACAGGCAGAAGGGAGUAAUUCUAGUAUGCUAGCAGAUGUGGAAGCUUUGAGAAAACGAGUGCUAAAGAUUGAGGGAAAAGAUGAAGAAGUGAAGAAAGCUGAGGAUUUGUGUAGGCUGAUUAAAGAGAAGCUAGAAAAUGAGGAAAAUGUUACUCGAGAACUUAAACUUGAAAUUGAACAACUCCAAAAAAGAAUGAGUGAAUUAGAGAAGCUGGAAGAAACUUUCAACAAAAGUAAAAAUGACUGCACUCAAUUGUGUCUUAGCUUGAAUGAAGAGAAAAAUAUGUCUAGGAAGUUAGCUUCUGAACUGGAAAUACUUAGGACCAGAGUAAGAGAACUGGAAUCUUCUGAAAACAAACUGGAUAGAGCUGAACAAUUUUUAACUAGUGAGCUGGACAAAAUAAAAUCUUUAACCCUUAGUUUUGCUAAUGAAAGAAAGCUAUAUGUAGAAAGGGAAAAGCAAAGUGAACAAAUUAUUUUGGGACUAAAAGAACAACUGGAAUUUGGAGUAAAAAUAAUCACAGGAGACCAAACCAGAAAUGAGUCUAACAUCAUUGAAAGGUCUUCUGAUGAACACUUAGAACGUAACAAUCUUCGGAUUGAAGACAAUCUGACUUCUAAAACAUCACAACGAGUUGGGUUUGAUUACAAUAAGCAAUCAGAAAUUCAAACAAGUAGUAAAAAUGAAAAUGAUAAAAAUAAAUACCAAGAAGACAACAAAAUAAAAGAACUGAACCAAGAAAUUGAGAAACUUAAAAAUCAACUCAAACAUUUUGAGGGGCUAGAAGAGAAACUGAAACAACUCAAAGAAAAAAACUGUGAACUCGAAGAAAGUUUUGUAAGUGAACAGAAUAAAAACAAACAGGUAACUGAGGAAUUACAGACUUUAAAAAGACAAGUUAGCCAGUAUAAAGAGAUAGAAAAUGGUGUGUUUGAUAGUGAUGAUCUACCCUCAAGAAGUAGAAGUAAAAAUGAAAGAACAAAAGGUAAAACUGCAUCAACUGAGCCUCCCAAUUUAAAAUAUACAUCUCCAGAUGUAUCCCCUCAGCAACUGAGGAGUGAAAGAUCUCGAAAUUCAGAAUCUCCUUUUAAAAGACAGACAUCAAAUUCUGGUUCAAACAGUAGAAAAUCACCAAGAUCCACUGUGACUGACACCACAACAGGAUAUCUAAAAAAACAAGAUGACAAGUUGUCUUCAUAUUUUCCAAGUAAUAAAGAAUUUGGCUCUAUACAAAAUGAAGUUAAAAAGUCUAAAGAUCAGCCAUCUGUUUUAAGCCGAUAUCCACCAGCUGUUCAAGAUCAAGCCCCUCAAAAGUCCUGGAAAGGCUCAACAAGUAAGCACACAGACCGUUCUAUGAAGCUUUUUGGCGAUGACUAUUCUGUUAAGGUUUACUCAAAGAAAGAAAUCUCAUUGGAGAAUGAAGAGAUGAAGGAAAGACCAUCUGAUGACCCUUCUGUGAAUGUGGCUGACACAAGCCUUCCCAAAGAAAUUGUUCCAGCUGAGAAUAGCUCAUUAUCUUCUACAUUAUACUCUGAACCAAUUAAUCUCAAUCAAAACCUUAAUGUUCAAGAAGACAGUGACAUAAAGAUUGAAAAUGAUCUUAAAUCAAAUGUAAAUUCCCAAGAUUUUGAAACAAAGAAAACCUCUCUAGACAGAUUGUCCAGAUAUGAAUAUGGUGCAGGAAGAGAUGGCAUAACAAAUAUGAUUGCUGAAGAAAUCACCAAAUCUCUCAUAUUGAGUAAAGAUGAAAUAGAUCCACAUAGCAUUCUAAUCUCGAGUGCACAAAUUUCUUACAUUAGAGAUAAAACAAGAUCUAGAGCUUCAAAACCAAUUAUUCCUGAAAAACCACAUAUUUUAGAAGCUUCAGACCAUAAAGAAACUGAGAGAAGGACUAGGUUAUCAGGACUUCACACGAAGAGGCAGUCCAGUACUAAAGAAAGAAUGGCAGCUCCAGAGAAUAUGAGAGCGUCCUCUUUUGAAAGUCACAAUCAUUCUAUACAAAGAGAGAUAACCGAAACCACUAGAAAAAUGUCUUCUGAUGGCUCAGAAAAUGCAGAAACAAAUUCUCACAUUUCAGUACGAGCAAGAUCGUAUAGUCCAAGGGAAGCAUUACAGUCAACUGUGAUAAUUAAGCCAAUUAUAAUUGAAAAAGACAUGAAAGAAAUUAUGAGUGACUACAGAGCAAGAUCAAGCUCAGAGGUGAGCAGAUCUCACAUAAAUACAAUGCCAAACAAAACAACAAGCAGUAUCACAAUUUAUCCCACUGAUACAGUCUCCUCCCGAAGAAACACAGAUGAGACCACAAGAGAAAGACAUACUUCUACUAGUAAUAUAAGACUCUCUGCAAAUGAUCAACCAGUGUUAAAAAACAACAUUAGUAUCCCAUUUGAAAUAUCUAUAAAUAGAGACAAUAUGUUGUUAGAAGUGUCUGAUAAAGACAUAACCUUGGAUCAUAGAGAAAUAAGCAAAGCUCUUGAUCAAAGUCUUUUAAAGGAAAAGACAAAAGGAAAUGAUAAUGAUGGUGACGUAGAGGCGGUUACAUGGAAAACUCAUAAUCUUGAUGGAACAAAUCAUUAUGACAUUAAACGUACAGCAUUCAAAAGUUCCUGGCGAUCAGGUGUUGGUGGUUCCACUGAAGAACUAGACAGACUGAUUACUGAAAGGGCCGAUUCAGACUCUAAGAAUAGACGUAAAUCAUGUUUUGAUGAGGAAAAGUCUGUCAGACUACGUAGCCGUGAGCUUUAUUCAAGAAAUAAGAGUUCAAGUGUUAGCAGUUGGAGUACCACCCCAGAAUUUAUUUCUAAAAGGAGUCAAAGCAGCCUAAGUGCAACAGAAAUUAUAUCAAGAAGAAAUACUUCAAAUGAUUCUUUAACUAAAGGGCAUGCCUCCUGGAAUCGUCCUAGUAUUGAGGUUGAUGACUUCAGCUCCAGAAGAAAGUAUACAAGUGAAAAAAUGUCAAGGACAGAUUCUUCUGGUUGGAGGCAGACUCAAAAUCAAGCCCAGAGGCAUCAGAAGAGUAUGGUAGAGGAAAGGAUACGACAAUUGGAGCACUAAACCAACCACCAAUAAGGGAAUAAGGUCAGUGUUCUAGUGGAAAAUGGACUUCUACCCACUUUAAAUCUGAGGACACUGAUAGACUAUUUUCCUACCCUGUGUACUUCUCCCUAGCACUGAAUGGACCUCAACCAACACUUACAACAUGUUUUUUUGUUUUUUUUUUGUUUUAUGAUUACAUUCUUUAGCUUUAUCAACAUUAUUUUGCAAGGGAAUAACUGCAUGAUCUCUCAGGGUAAAAAGAAGGCACCGAUGUUGCAAUUGUAUAUAAUACUCUGUACUGAAAAUGGCUCUUGAUGGGAUAUAUAUAAAUAAAAAAAAGAAAUAUAUAUAUAUAUAUUGCAUGGCUACUGCUCUUAAAUGUGUAGGUACUAAAAGUACAUGGUUUUUAAAUCCACUUUAACUUAUAAAAAAAAAUGCAGGGCAGGUAGAUAUUUUUGUUUGCAAAUUCUCAAUUCUGUACAGUCUGGUUCUGUUUAAUUGAUGCUACGCAUGUAACUUUGUAUAAAUAUCAGAUAAAUGUAUGGUUUCUUGCAGCAAAUUGUAUAAUGUAUAUAGGAGCAGGGAAUAGAUUUUCAAGAGCACAAGAAACUUCCAGUUGUUUUUGUUAAAACCCCAGCUUUCCACAUUUUUACAUUUGUCAAACAUCCAGUCUUAUUGUUGUAGCAGGCAUUGUUCCUCUGCAAAAAUAUUAUUUUUUUUUUGUGUUUUUAAACAUUGUUAUUUUAAUUAAAGUCAAAAUUGUAUACAAGACUACUAAAUAAAAUAUAUUGUGUCUUAUGUACUAUUAUAAAAAGGUUAUUGCAGUGACAAGGAAACCAAAGGAAUCAUAUGACUUGCGUAAUGUGCACUUCUGUUAAAAACUAUUAUGUUUAAAAGACUUAAAGUGUUUGUCAUUUUGUGGGCUGAGACAAUAUUGAUGCAUUCGUGCCUUAGUGAUGCUGUCAGUUCCUUGUUAACUGAUCAGCUGCAUUCUCGGGAAUAUUGUCUCAUCCAGAAAAUGCAUGCCUCUGCUAUGUGUAGGUGCUGGGUACACUUGUACAUAUCUUCUUAACGUCUAAUUGUUUUCUCUUAGACUAGUGAACAAUUGGAAUACUGAUAGAUGCUAGGCUUGUCUUUUGCAAGGGAAAUGUAUUUAUUUUUAUAAUAUACCUGUUAAGAAAAAGCAAGAAAAGAGCAAGUUAAUGGGCACACUUGUUUAUUUUCCAUUAAUCAACAUUUUUUUAAUAGUUGUUCAAAAUAAAAGAAAAAAAGUAAAGAAAUGGAGUUGAUAUUUAUUAUUGCUACAGUAUAUGUGACUUACUUGACAGAGAGGGAGAUCUGUCCACUAAUUGUUCAUGUACACUUGCAUAAAGUCAUCUUACCAACCUGUUUUUUAAUUUUAUUUACUUCACAGAACUUUAUGAUAAAUUUGCAUCAUGAUCAAUAAGCUUACAGAUGCCAACCUGUUCUUAAUGCAAAGAAAGUUUAUCUGUGAUAAAUACAGAUAUGUCCGCAUACAUCUUUGCUAUAUCACACCAUCUAUGGCAUGGUUUUGCAAAUAAAGUUUAUCUGUGAUAAAUACAGUAGGUAUUUUUAAUUUCUGCAUAGAAGUACUUUAAAUGAUGUGGGAGUGCCAGAUAUUCUCUUCUUUUAUCAUUUUAAAUUUAAAUUUAAUUUUCAUGAUUUUGGUAUUUACCAAUUAAUGCUUGUUCUGCACAUGCCUGGGCCAGCACUGGUUGCUACAUUGGGUAUGUAUGGGUAUGUCUUAUCUUAAUCUUUAGCUGCUCAUUGGGGCUCUGCUAUGAGCAGAAUGUAAUGGGAAGCACAAUAGCACCUUGAAUGUUCAGGUGGAAUGCAUGAUGGAGAAAGGAUAGCAAAGAAUGAUCAUUGUUCAGAAUAUCCGCAUCUGUUAAUCACACCAUUUGCAAGCUCAGAUUGAGGUGCAUUUCUGCUCAGUUGAAUGCAGGGUCGCUAACUGUUUACAGUCAUAUUUACUAUAUAUCCUAAGGCUGCUGAAAGUCUAACUACCACCCGGAGUACAGCAAGCACUACUGUUGUGGCAAAGGAUAUUUGAUUGAAUCUGCAUGCAUGUAACACAUUUAACAGAAUUGGUUUUGUUUAAUCUAGAAUACCUGAUACUGGAAAGAAAAGCAAGUAGUUUUGUUUUGAAAAUCAAGUAUUUAGGACCCUCUCAUAUUGAUUUAGUGUAUAUUCGCAAUUGGGAAUUAUACAGUUUUAACAAUUAUGUUAAUGCAGGAGUCAUUUUUUUUUUUUUUUUUUUUUUUUUUUACAGUGCUUUCUAUUUGUAUAUGUCUCCAGGGUCAUUACACUAUUAGCUAUGGUGGUAUAUGGGGUUGGAAGAUUGCGGUCACUAGCAAGCUGCAAUAAAGCUGGAGCUGUUUCAGCCUCCCGAUCCAAAAUGCAGUCUCAUUCAGUUUGGCCAUUCACUUAUAUUGGACAAAUUGAAAGAUAAUUCUGGGGGUUAUUCAGGACGGAUUGCAAAUUCUGCUAAAAAUCAGAGGGGCAGAUGUAUUAAGCCUGGAGACGGCAUAAGGAAGUGAUAAA